CCUCCAUCCCCGAAGGCCAGAAUGAACUAAAGCGUAACCAGCUCCGUGAGCUUGCUGCUCUGAACGGUACCCUUCGUGACGACGAGAACCAAGCUUGCCAGAAUUGUAAGUCUAACUCAUUGUCCCUUCGCAUCGGCACUGGCUAAUCAAAAUACAGGCGGCGAGAUUGGCCACAGGAAAUAUGACUGCCCCCAGAAACAGAAUUUCACUGCGACCAUCAUCUGUCGCGUCUGCGGUGAAGCCGGACAUAUGGCCCGUGAUUGCCCUCAACGUCGGAAGGGACAGGAUUGGCGCAACGAUGACCGCGGAUUUGGAGGUCGCAACGGGAGUAGGAUCGAAGGAGGACCACCGCAGGACGAGAUGGGUGCUUUCCUGGAGUCGAUGGCUGGUGGCGGCGGUGGUGGCCGACCUCAGCAGAGCAUUGAAUACAAUGGGGGCAAAGAUGGCUUUGGCGGCGAUGAGCAGCGCAACAUGAAGCCUUGGGAACGUGGUCCGACUGGUGCACCUGCUCCAUGGACUCGGAACAACCGCGACGAACGUGAUGGCGGCGCUGGCGCACCACCCCCAUGGGCCAACAAUGCUUCCUCGUACAACGCUGGUGGCUACAAUGCAGCACCCCCACCAUGGGCUGCUCCCGCUGCCGCCGCUGCUGCACCAGGCGGAGCAGCAUAUCCUUAUGGUGAUUACGCGGCGGUUGGUCAUGGAGCCGCUCCUGGUAUAGCCGCGGGAGCUCCACCCGGUCUCAGCGCUUUCGGUGCCCCUGGAUAUGGCAACGCCGCCCCUCCUCCGCCGGGUCUUGGCCCUCUGUUCCAGCACUAUGGUGGUAGCCCGCCCCCACCACCACCAGCUGGGGGUGUUCCGCCGCCUCCACCACCUCCUAGCGAUAUCCCACCGCCUCCCCCGACUGAUUUGCCUCCCCCUCCCCCUCCGGCUUAGAAAACAGAUCUUUUGAGAUCAAGCCAGAUGCAUAUCAUUGGUGACCAGACUGCCUCAUUUUGUCGGGUAAGAGAUUCAAAGGCCUCUUUCUAAAUCAUAAGUGG
Messenger RNA from Lindgomyces ingoldianus, 1040 nucleotides. RefSeq lists its product as uncharacterized. NCBI's taxonomy places the organism in Eukaryota, Fungi, Ascomycota, Dothideomycetes, Pleosporales, Lindgomycetaceae. The record is from RefSeq and is a predicted model, not a curated record. The coding region runs from base 250 to 936 and encodes 228 amino acids. The transcript has a single exon.